This is a messenger RNA of Dermacentor albipictus, 4449 nucleotides long. RefSeq lists its product as uncharacterized. The record is from RefSeq and is a predicted model, not a curated record. Gene Ontology annotation, biological process: septate junction assembly; regulation of tube size, open tracheal system. Gene Ontology annotation, cellular component: membrane; septate junction. NCBI's taxonomy places the organism in Eukaryota, Metazoa, Arthropoda, Arachnida, Ixodida, Ixodidae.
GCAGGUGAGAGGUUCCGCUCUCUCUCUCUCUCUCUCUUGGCAACUGCGGCGAGGACUGGAAUGCCCGCCCGGCACAACCAAGCGAUCAGCAGCGCACCUGUGUGUGUUUCGGUUGCGGCGGCUACGCCCGUUCAGAGAGCGGCUCCCGGCGCCAUGUUUGUCCGACGUCGGCGGCAUCGGUGACGUUCGGCGCGCGUUUGCGGCCGAUUUGAAAGAAGUGUGCGCUCGACGGUCUUGUGCCGGUGGUCACUAUGGGCUGGUCGCAGCUAUCUCUGGGCCGCAAGGCGGGCUACCUAUUCGCCGCCAUCAGCCUAGUGCUCGUCUUCAUCGCCUUCACGACGCCUUACUGGCUCGCCUCGGACCCGCGCGUGUACAGCGCGCAGCUCCUGCAGCUCGGCCUCUGGGAGACGUGCUUCCGCAGCUUCGCCGACCCCAGGGACCUGAACAUGGAGAAAUACUAUGUCGGCUGCCGCUGGAUUUUCGCGUAUGAGUACAACACGCUGCGGGACUUCAUCGAGACCCCAUUCUUUGUGGCAGUUCAAGUGUUCUUCACCAUCGGCUUCACGCUGCUGCUGCUCGCCUCCGUCCUGCUGCUGGCCAUGCACAUUUGCCUGCCUUCAGCGAGAACGCUGCAGUUGCUCAAGGUCGUCAUUGCCUUGCUUCUGGCAUCAGCGGUGUGCAACACGAUAGCAGUCAUAACAUUUGGCGCCCGUGGUGAUGGCCGGGACUGGAUGCCAGACCCGGACCACAACUUCCUGUCGUGGUCUUUUGCCCUGGGUGUAAUUGGGGCUUUCUGCACCUACGUUGCCGCAGUGCUGUUUGCAGUGGACAGUCGGCGCAUGGCACGCAAAUUGGACGAACAGGAGCACCAGCAACAAGCCUUUGGCAUGAAUCCAACACACACCAUGGGUGUGCCACCCCAAACCCGUGCCUGAAGUCAUCAGUGCAUCCCAUGACUUUGCUUACAUACAAUCAUGUGAGUGGAACGAAAAAGGGCCUGGCAACGCAGUGUAGCUGCAAUCUUUAGCUCUGUGCCGACAUCCUUUGUGACACCUAACGAGGACAUCUGAUCGGUUGGCUUCAAGGCCCCUAUGUUUUGCCUCUGUAGCUGACGUAGUCGAGGCAAUCUCCAACUGGAUUCCCAGAUUCUUCAAUUCAAUGCAGUCUUCUUGCACUCUGUGUUAUUUCAUUUACAUAACACAACAGGCACAUGUAGUAGGGGAGUUAGUUGGACCACACAACUUCAUCUUGUCUCGUUCGCAGUAGUUGAGGACACUGCCCAAUUUGCACCAAGAAGGGCUAGGGAGAUGUACCACAAUUUUUUACUGUAUUCAGUAGGAGCCUACCCUGAAAUAUUUCAUUCUGAAGAAGUCUUUCCUGAACCUAGCCUUUGCUUUAAGCAGCUAAAGAAAUGUGCAUCUAUCUCAUAGGGAAUAGGAUAUUCAAUCUGUCAUCAUUAAAGCAAUUAUAGAACGCUUCAACUAACCCAACGUACAAGGCUGAGUAAUAUACAAUUUUAAAGCCACUUGGAUAGCCUGAGGUGGUGUGUGAAGCUGUUGAGCCUGUGAGAACCACAGUAAAACAUAGUACCAUGUAAACUUGCACUCAAGCAAAUUUGCAAAAUCCACCUUUCAAUUGUGUUUACUUGUACAAAUUUGGGGCGGAGGUUUAGUAUACUUAUUUGUGGCACUUAAAGCAAGCUAAUGCCUCAGAAACUUGAGUGGAACAUAGUUAUCUGCUUUUAAGCUGAUCAAUUCUGUGAGUUAUAGAUUUGCAAGAGGCCUACAGAACCCUUUUUUAGACAACAGUUAUAUGGUUAACUGAUUAUUAGCUUAAUUGGGUCAACCAAUGCACCGCUGUAACUAUAAAAUAAUAAUUAAUGUGACAAGUUUUCAAGUUGGAAAGCUGCAGUAACCUAGCAUCAUUCCAAAAGGGAACACUCAUCUUCAAGAACGGUGAUGCAGGAGAGACCGCAUCCUGUUUUGUGAUUCAACUUUAUAAUACUGCAUAAUACGUCAAAAGUGGUUUUUGUAUGUCAGACAUUUUACACAAAUGAUGUAACAUUGUUUUGUCAUAUUUGUAUGGUAUGCCAUGGAUAACUAUACAAAGCAUGUCUGAAGGGAACUCAUUACAUUCUUCCAGACUGCAAUCCUUUCAUCUAAGCACUUCUCACAAGGAGUACCGUGCCUUUGUGCCUGGUGCUUACUUGGAACAAAUGUUUUUUUGUGAAACUAGGGAGCAGUUUGCCACGUCGUGCACCGACUUGCCAACUUCGAGGUUAAAUAGUGUCUGGAAGCAACAGUGUUCAGGUUAAUAGAGAGUUUUAGAAUAGGGGCCCCAAACGUUUUGGGGCCCCAAAGAAAUAGCGUCGAAGCCACUGCGCAUGCGCAAGACGCAAACUCCGUUUGGGUUUUGCGUUGGGAACGCUAUUUCACCGAUUUAGCGUGAGCCCAAAUAGCGGCCCCAAAAACUUUGCGUCGGCAAACAUGGCGGCACCCAUCGAAGCGACGGCUCUAACCUAGCACAAAACUGGGUUCGAUUCGCGGUAACGCGUGAAGUUCGCAAGCUAGGAGAAGUGACUGCGGUUAUCGCUUUGUCUCAACGAGCGUGUGUUGUGAAGAUUGACUCAUUAGACGCCGCUGAUUUUGAAUUCGAUUGUGGAUUUUAUGGCUCGUAGGCCUAACACGGCUAAGCUUGGCUGGUGAAGGCUAGUAAAGUUGGUUUGCUCAAAACUAAGCGCAACUAAUUGCUUGCUGCUUACAGAAUAACCUCUAAAUUGUAAUUAAACGCGAAUACAUGCAAGUCAAAGUUAUUAUUCCUAUCACAAAAUGGUACAUUUUAUUUAAUUAUUUCUAAUAGCUUUUCUUUGACGCCGUAGUGGCGCUGUCAGCGCAAGACGGUAUCCGCAAACGUAAAACCCUAUUCUAAAACUCUUCAGUCCUACGUGCCCCAACGCUAACACCCGCAAAGCUCUUUGGGGCCCCAAAGUAUUGGGGCCCCUAUUCUAAAACUCCCUAAUGAGUAAAGCAUUCAAAAAGAAUACAAUGCUAAGAGUUCUCACGCAAUCAUCUUCAUAAUUUGCCUGGAAAGAAAUGACAAUGGCCUAGUAUUGUAGCACAUAAAAUAAAUUCAUUUCAGUGUUUGUGCUUUCCUUAACCUGCGUCUGCAGCAGUGUUCCACGUGAAUGAAUACUGCAAUCUGACAGAAAAAAAAAAAAAGCAGACAUGAUUAGUUGGCCAUGUCUUUUUUUUUUUUGUCAUAUGAUCAGAAAUUCUUUCAAGAUAGCAUCCAAUGCAAGCUGCGCGAUUUUAACACUGCUUUGUUCCUGAGUAGUCAAAGAGUGUGUAUAAAUGUUUAAUAUGCAGUUGUAAUGUGCCUGCACAACUGAAUUUCCUGGCCAGCAUUCCAUCCAUCAAAGUAUAUUGAUGCAUAGAUCUGAUUUAUUACAGAAGGAUGCCUUUGUGUGUACCGGCAGAAAAAUAGUGCCCUUCACUAACUUGGCUAGCAUCAUUACAUUCUAUUCUUUACAUUCCAACUACAAGCUGUUUCAAUGGACCAGCAUAGCUACAAGUCAUGCACUUUGAACCUUGUAGACUGGAUUCCAGUAUGACAUCUCAUUCUCGAUAUGAAUCUCUAAGUAGUGUGCCAUCUGAUGCCUUGUCAGGAUGCCCGCACACAUUGCCACAUGUUUAGUUUGCAUUUCAUCUUACUGGAAUGAAUUAUUAUGUGAUUUUAUCAUUUGAAUCUCAGCCUGAUUGUUACACACUUGUUCGUGACUAAUAUUUAAUGUUCAUGUCAUUCCACCUUUGCCUUUUCGAAAACUUAUUGCUGGUGUGCUGCCCAUGUUUUCGUGAAGUUGUUAGAAUAUGCCUAAUUCAAGAGGAAAAAUGUUUUCUUUUUAUUGAGAAGAGUAGAUUUUGUAUUGUUUCACAGAAAAAAAUUUGAACAAACAAUUCCCACAGGACCUGUGCCUCAUUCUCUCAUCCGUCCAUUGAACUUUGUGUGCCUUCGUAUAAUCAGAGGCACUAUUUCUUUAAGGUGUUCAGAGUGUGUGUGUGCCAAUGUGCUUUUUAUAUAGAGGGUUCUGGCUGGUGCCAUGAUGCUGGAGCUUUUUGUAGGAAAAUUAUUUACACAAGUCGUGCACCAUUCUUGCACAGUGUUUUGUAUUAUCCCUGCUGUUUUGUUUCUGAGGGAACCAUUUGUAAAUAAAAUAAAUAUUGUGCCGCUUGUUGUUUUUCUGUUGCAGCCAUCUCAUAUAUGUGAAAUGCAAGCAGGAGUUAAGCAUUGCUCAAAGCAAGAAAAGAUGCCCUCAUGUCCGCACUGGGUUGUGUCUUGAGAUUGCACUUGUCAUAAACUUGUAUGGCUGUGGUGCUAGUCUCAAAUCAUUGUGCUGGCACAUGAUGGAUUUUUUUUUUCUUCCUGUUUCUGCAGAAUAAAGAUGUGAUGACC